AUGGAGGACAGUUUCGACACCAGAUCAUCAUCAUCUACCUUCACUCUUCCGAGUUCUUCAGAGACAAGGCUUUCGAUUCAGCUCUUGCAGUUCAGAACAAGUUUACUUGAAGCACUAGAAGAGCUGCGUAUGAGAAGGGAAACAGAGACUAAAUAUGAGGAGCAGAUUGCUAAAAUUAUUACGGAGAUACAGGAACUGAAAUGGCAAAAGGAGACUCUUCAGAAUCAAAAGGAGUCAUUAAUAAAGCAACACAAAGAAGCAAUGGGAAUGUUUAAAAAUCAGCUACAAAUGAAGAUGUAUGCCUUGGAAGAAGAAAAGGGAAAAUACAAACUUGCUACAGAAAUCAAAGAAAAAGAAAUAGAAGGAUUGAAGGAAACAUUAAAAACAUUGCAGGUUUCUCAAUAUUCUUUACAGAAGAAAGUGGGUGAAAUGGAACAAAAGGCUCAUUUACACCAUCUAGCUAAAGAAGAUUAUCACAAGCAACUGAAUGAAAUUGAAAAAUCUUAUGCUACAGUAACAAAUCAGUUUGGAUUGGUGAGAGAGAAUCAUGUAAAGUUAGAACAAAAUGUACAAGAAGCAAUACAGUUAAACAAAAGACUCUCCUCCUUAAAUGAAAAACAAGAAUCUGAAAUACAGACUUUAAAGAAGGAACUAAAAAAAGCAGCAUCAGAGUUGAUUAAGUGCAAGGUCAUAUGUCAGCAUAAGAUGGAAGAAGAAAGUAUAGAUUUGAUAAUUAAAGAACAAAAAUGUAAAGAGCUUCAAGAAAGACUCAACAUGGAAUUGGAAUUAAAUAGGAAAAUUAAUGAAGAGAUUACCCAUAUUCAAGAAGAAAAACAGGAUAUCAUCGUUUCUUUUCAACAUAUGCAACAAUUACUUCAGCAACAAACUCAAGCCAAUACUGAAAUCAUUGCAGAAUUGAAGGUUCUAAGAGAAAAUAAUCAGACCCUUGAAAGAGAUAAUGAGCUGCAAAGGGAGAAGGUAAAAGAAAAUGAAGAAAAGUUCCUUAAUCUUCAGAAUGAGCAUGAGAGAGCGCUAGGAACUUGGAAGAGACAUGUUGAAGAACUUAGUGAAGAAAUGAAUGAGAUUAAAAAUGAGUUGUCCUCACUUAAGGAAGUUCAUGUUAAGUUGCAAGAACAUUACAACAAAUUAUGUAAUCAGAAAAAAAUUGGGGAGUGCAAGAAGUUUCAGAAUGUUCCAGAACUAAAUAAUAAAAAUAGUGAUGAACUAUCCAGUAAAAAAUCAGGAAAUACCAUCACACAAAAGUACAAUUCUGGUCAGGAAGUACGGGGGGAAAAUACAAAGAAUUUGUGUUUGGAUAAUGAAUGCAGAGAAAAGGAAGGAAAGAAAGACGGACCUGUAGCAAGAACGGUGGAAGAUUUAUGGCCUUUUGAAAUAAGUGCCAAAAGUGAAAUUAAGACUGUUGUAUCUCAGGAUGGAAACCAAAGUGAAAUGUCACCAGGCAAAGCCCUUUGCCUAGAUAAAGAUUUAACUGAUCAAGAACAAACCUCAAAUGUUACUGAAAGUAGAAAAUCAAUCACUGUAGAAGUAAAAGACAAGGUGUGCUUGGAAAAAGCCAGUAGAUACCCAGAAUUUAAAUCGCUGAGCAAUUUCUUUUUAGUGAUGGACGAAUCACUAGAAACAGAAAAGAUACGCCAAGAAGGAACAGAAGGAUUAGGAUGUCUCCACAGUGAUGUAGGUUUUCCUCCGGACACUCACAGUAACAAAGUGUCUCUUAGUGGCACUUGUAAUAGGAUGGCCCACAAAAGAAACUAUAGCACAGAUGUUUCUGAAAGCAAGGCAUUCCAACAGCAAUCCACAUUGCUUCCAGAGCUGGAAAAUGCUACAGAGAAGGAAAUCACACAUCAUGACCAAACCAAAGCAGGUUUUGAUUCGUUUCUAGAUAUAAAACUAAAUCUUGAUCAGUGUAAGAAACAUGGCUUAAAGGAGUCAAGUAAUGUUAUGUUAGACGUUAAGUACCAAAAAACAAAACAAACGUUAAGUGAAGAGAACGAGAGCAGCAUAGUACCCUUUCCAUGUGGUCAGCAAGCCAGGAAGGCUCCCCAGAAGCCUGAAGCAAUGGCUGCCAGUGCUGGGGCGAUCAGUCCACCCAGUCCAUCUGCUGUCUCUGCCGAUAAUUUGACAGUACUUAAGAACUCAGAAAACAGCAUCAGUACUAUGCUGACAUUGGUGAAACCUGCCUCAAGCCCUGCAGAGAGAACUAUAAGGAAAAAUAUAAAUGACAUACAGAACAGUCCCCUUAAGAACCAUUUGGGAGCUUCAGAGAACAGUGUGAAUAUCUCAAAAUUUCAGGUAAACCAAAUGGACAGUCAUGCUUCACAAGCCAAAGAUUUUAAAACUGCAGUUCCCAUGACAACUUCCACAGAAAAACAGCUUUCCAGUGAGAAUCAGAUAACUGAAACCCCCAAAAGUAGUCUCUUUUCCUUGGUGGAUGUUAAAGAGAGACAGUGCAUGUUGCUAAAUCAUAGAGAGAAAACAGAGGCAUUAAAUGACACCCUGUCAGAAGGAACAGGUCUGUGUUCCAGUGAAGGCCAGUUGGAAGACUCAUAUUUGUCUCAUGUAACACCAUCUGUAGACUCAGUAAACACAAAUGCAAGGUCGGCCUUUGAUCUUCCCACUCCAGAUAAACCUGAGAAAUCUCCAGGAUACAUGAAGUUUGUAGCCCCUAGUCCUUGGUCAAAUAUAAAUCAAAUUAAAACACUGGGCACUAUAACUUCCAGCAUUCCUUUAUUGCUGAAGGAGAGACCAGUAGGUCUGCCAGAAGACAAGGAGAUUAUGCCAAUGACUUUUUGUAAAAAUCUUUGUUUGGAUGACGCUAGAAAAAAUAUUGAGCCAGAUUCUGCCAGCAUUAGCAGAGUUGCUGCCACUGUGAGUAACUGGAGUGUCCAUCCAGAUCCCCAGGGACAGCCCAGUGAAGAGAGGAAUGCAACUGCGAAGUCGUUUUAUGAGUCUUCUUUUCCCAGUGAACAUGUGAAAGCAGAGCCUUUGAUUUCAACUGUGCAACAAAGCCAUUCCCAGACAAUCAAGGUCACAGACACUCCUGAUCCACUUGUCUUUUCUCCUGGUGACAAUGACUGGCAGAGCCUUAUGAUAAACCGACUAACCGAAAUUGAGAAGUUACUAAGCUUAGAAAGUGACAGCCAGCCCAAAAAAAGAAAAGUAGAAGAGACGCUGGAAAAAAUAACUGAUUAAAUGUUGAUAAAUGCUUUCAUUAGUGAAACUGAUGUAUUGGGGUGAAGGGUGUUCAUCUGAGCACUAUAGCCGUCUUCACUUCGCCAGCUUUUUUCUACUAUGGUGAAGACUGC
Messenger RNA from Psammomys obesus (fat sand rat), 3323 nucleotides. RefSeq names its product coiled-coil domain containing 73 (gene Ccdc73). The transcript is spliced from 17 exons. Bases 1 to 3210 code for a protein of 1069 amino acids. The record is from RefSeq and is a predicted model, not a curated record. Lineage: Eukaryota; Metazoa; Chordata; Mammalia; Rodentia; Muridae.